This is a messenger RNA of Diabrotica virgifera virgifera (western corn rootworm), 3851 nucleotides long. RefSeq lists its product as uncharacterized. NCBI's taxonomy places the organism in Eukaryota, Metazoa, Arthropoda, Insecta, Coleoptera, Chrysomelidae. The transcript is spliced from 3 exons. The coding region runs from base 77 to 3667 and encodes 1196 amino acids. The record is from RefSeq and is a predicted model, not a curated record.
UUUAUCGAAUCUUGGAAAACCACUCACAGGCUGAAUCAAAACAAUUCAGUUACACCUUUACAACGAAAAGAUAAACAUGGAUUUUGCAUCUGUGCGAGUGCUAUUGAAUAUUUUACCGCAACAAAUCUUUAAAAAGAAUAUCAGUGAAACCAAUACAAAAUCAUCUGAUAUUGAUCUGUUGUGUAAGUAUAUAAAAUCCAUUAAUAACGAUAUUGAUCUUAUGAAAGUGGAUGAUUUGCUAGAAAAAUUACGAAGAGAAGAAAGCAUUAGAGAAAAUAGUAAAGUAAGAAAUGUAAUUUUUAAAUCUCUAAAAGUUAUUUUUAUAAACACAAAUAGCGCAGAAAGGUUGUUUGGUUUUGACCAGUUAGUUUGCUGCAGCUAUGAUUCUAUUACUCAAUCACUGUUAGAACACAACCAGCUCGAGCUCUUGAUGACCCUAUCAGAGUUUAAAGAUGUUAUACGAAGCUACAUUCCCAUGGCGAAAUUAGAAGUGGUAUUAGAUCAAAUUUCCUCUAAAAAGUCAGCCCUUAAUCAAGAACUAGUCCAAGAAUUGAUAGAAUACCUACAAAUACCACAAAUCUUAAGGGAAGAUGUAUACGAAAUACUUCAGAAACGAAUGAAACACAAAAAUUACAAACUUUUGGCAUACUAUUUAGACGAUAUUAAUAUCAAAGAUGGUAAUCUCAGUGAGUAUCUGAAACUCAGAGUAUCAAUAGAAGAAGAAAAACGGAUUAAUAAUAUCAAAUUUUUUAUUAAGUUGUUACCGUCAAAAUUGUUAUAUUUCCAAGAAAUAUUAACCACAGAAGGUUUCAAGAAAGAGGUUUUGUUUUACAAGACAUUUGUUCCAGUAAUAGAAAAGUUGGGUAUGUCCAAUAUGGAUUUCUUACCAAGGUGUUAUCUGGUAAAAAACGACAUGAUUAUUUUAAAUGACCUUUCCGUACAGGGAUAUUCAUCAACAGAGGAAAUAUUUUUCGAUUACGAACACUUAUCUCUGGUUAUAAGGCAGUUGGCGAAGUUGCAUUCCAUGUCAUUUCUCAUAGAACAUAGAUUAAGUAAAGUACUAGGAGAAAAUAUUAAGAUUGAUGAAUACUUUCCAGAUUUAACCGAAGAAUAUCAUAUUCUUCCAAAUGAAUUAAACGAUACUCAUAUAGAAUAUGCAGUUGCUGAUUUGGAAGCCUAUUCUCAUCUAGCCAAACAUAUAUCUAUUGGAGAGUUUCAGAAACGGGCCAAAAUCAAGUUCAAUGAAAUUUAUUCUGCAGUUAAAAAGUCUAAUAGCUUUAGAAAUGUUAUUUCUCAUGGCGAUAUAUGGAAGCCUAAUAUUUUCUUUAGAUGGGACUCGAAUAAACAUCCCCAACACUCUGUUAUUCUAGAUUACCAGUUACUCAAAUACUGCCCUCAAGCCAUCGACAUCCUCAUGGUAACUUACGUCAAUGCUACCAAACAAACAAGAGACCAGUAUAUGGGUAUUCUUCUGGAAGAAUACCAUAGUGAACUAGAAUCAACUUUGGGACAAUUUGGUAUGGAUAUUGAACAAAUUUCUCCUUUUAAGGAUCUAAAACAGAGCGUAGAGGAACUGGAAGUGUUUGGUAUCUUCAUCGCGAUGUUGUACAACAAAUUUAUGGGACUACCAAGAGAUAAACUAGGGAAUACACUAAAAUAUCCAGCAAAAAAUAAGCAAUUCUGGACUGACGUUAACUACAGAAUAGAAGUUUUGAAUUCGAUGUGGGACGACGUGCAUGAGGAAUGGAAAAAAAAGUGCGAGGAAAAUAUAAUAGAGUUGUAUGAAUUGUGUAUGUCGAUCAUAAUAAUAUUCUUUCCAACCAUUUGUAAAGUUUUCACCCUGUAUCUAUAUGUAAUUAUCACGUACUUUGAAGACAUAAUUAUCCCAACAUUAUUUUUUCAUUAUCUAAUUACAGAUAACCUGAAUAUUUGUUAUUUGUUAGUAACUAUUAGUUUAACAAAAAUCAUAAUGGGUGACUGUGUUAAAGUACUGCUAAAAGUUUUGCCUCAACAACUUUGUAGUUCUGAAAAAAAUUGUGCGUGUAGAAAGAACAUUAACUUGAAAUGUUUCGACGAACUGUUUAAAAAUGUCCAUAAUAAAGUAGAUGUAGUGAAAAUUAAAGAUUUACAGAAGAAAGCUGAGGCAGAAAUCCGUGGUGAAGUUCAAUGCCUGGUGUUUAAGGCUCUAAAAGUAAUUUUAUUGAAUAUCAAUGAAGAGAAAAGGCUCCUUCACUACCAUGAUUUAAUUAAACUUUUCUACAACGGCCUAAUUCAAAAAUUGCUAGAAUUACAUAAGUUAGACAGUCUGCUAACGUUCCAAGAAUAUGAACACUUGGUAAGAAAGUUAAUACCUUUGGUUAAGUUGGAAAUACUGCUCGAACAGUAUCCCACUAUAAAUAACAUCCGUUUAGAAGAACUGGUAGAGUACUUAGAUAUGCCAAAUAUUCUUAGAGAGGACAUUUACGAAGUUUUACAGAAGAAAUUUGGUCAUAGCAAUUUUAAGCUGAGACGGUAUUACUUGGCAGCAGUAUCCAAUAAAGGACUUUUGACUGAUUGUGCCAGCCUCAACGUUUCAAUAGUAGAAGAAAACGAAGAAAAAACUUGUAAGUUUUUCAUUAAGUUUUUGCCAACACAAGAAACAACUGUUCAGAAAUUCAUGAGUGCUCUGGCUUUCAAAAAAGAAGUUUUAUUCUAUGAAAAAUUUGUGCCUCUAUUAAAAGAACUCGGUGAGACAAAAUUAGAGUUUAUUCCAGAGAGCUACUUAAUUAGAGAUGAUUUGAUUGUAUUAAGUGACAUUACUGAGCUAGGGUAUUCCCAUUCCGGUCAAGAUUUCCUUGAUUAUGAUCAUUUAUCUUUAAUAAUAAAAUAUUUUGCUCGAAUCCAUUCAUUCUCUAUCAUUUUUGAAGAAUAUUUUAGUAAGAAAUUAUGGGAAGGAGUUUUACUGGACACAUAUAUUCCAGAUUUAUUAGAAGAGUCUCAAGUACUACCAAAUUUCUUCAACAACUCUCAUAUUGAGCACUUGUUAUUGUUUCUAGAAAAGUUUCCAAGUGUAGCUAAAGAUUUUCCAUUGGAAGAUUUUGUCGUUAGAGCUAGAAAGAAGUAUUACGAUGUCUAUAAUGUCGUCAAAAAGUCUAAGAAAUACAAGAAUGUUCUGAAUCAUGGUGAUGUGUGGCAACCAAACUUUUUCUAUAAGUUUGAUUCAAAGCACAAGCCAAGCAGUGCUAUAGUUUUUGAUUUUCAACUACUGAGGUAUGCACCCCCAGCUUUGGACUUACUUAUGCUGCUCCAUGUUAAUGCUACAAAACAGACUAGAGACAACUACAUGUUCCAGCUCCUUCUAGACUACCAUAACGAAUUGAAAUCAACUUUGAUCAGGUUUAAUAUAGAUGUAGAGAAUAUUAUCAGCUUCAAUGAUUUACAAGCUUCUGUACAGGAGCUGCGGAUUUACGGAAAUUAUAUUGGAAGUCUAUAUGGAUACUUUAUGGCUUUGCCGAAGGAAAAGUUUGGACCAGCCUUCGCAAAUCCUGAAACAAAUACUAUCUUUUGGACCGAUCCUAAAUUUAGAACAGAUCUGUGUUAUUCCUUUUGGGAAGAUAUAUCAGAAGUUUGGAAGAACGAGUGGUUAAACAAUAUAGAAGAAUUGUAUGAGUUAUGUAAAAAUGCAUAAAAUAGUUUUAAAGCUAGUACAUAUUUUGUGUUAGGAUUAUUUUGUUUACCAAUUUUAUAUGAGUUAUGUAAAAAUGAAUUAAAUUGUUAGUAAGUAAGUAUUUUGUGCCAUGAUUAUUAUCACUGUUUAAAUCAGUUUUAUCAGCUAUGUAAACAUGGUAGUUAAGUAAAAUAUUUGAAUUAGA